UUUUCUAAUUCAAAACCAAGAAAUCAAACCUCGUUCUAUUACAUUGUAAAUUCCCACCUCCGUCACCGUAGUGCUCCGUCUUGUUCAGUAUAUGUAAUAGUGCUUACCAUGAUCUUACUAUCGAGGAUAGAAUGGGAGAUAUCUGAUACUGAAGUCUAACGACGAUCAGUAAGGAGGUUUGCCUUCAACACUAGCUCUUUCUGCAAAAAAUUAAUCCUACUAAAACCAACAACGGUGAGUUGGAAUUUUUGAUAUGUCGAGCAAUAUAACUUAUUUGUCUACUCGUGGUGGAUCUUCAAACUUGUCUUUUGAAGAUGCUGUGUUGAAGGGAUUGGCUAGUGAUGGUGGUUUGUUUAUUCCUAACGAAAUUCCCCAAUUCCCUAAGAAUUGGGUUGAGGAUUGGAAGAACAAGAGCUUUUCCGAAGUUGCUUUCGAAAUUAUGUCCUUAUACGUUCCUCGCGAAGAGAUACCUGCUGAUGCCUUGAAGGACAUUAUUAAACGUUCUUAUUCUACCUUCCGUCAUCCCGAGACCACACCUAUUAAGAAUUUAAAAAAUGGUCUUGAUGUUCUUGAACUCUUCCACGGUCCAACAUUUGCCUUCAAGGAUGUUGCCUUACAAUUCCUUGGUAACCUUUUUGAAUUCUUUUUGACUCGCAAAAACGGCGACAAGCCAGUCGAUCAACGUGAUCAUCUUACUGUUGUUGGUGCUACUUCUGGUGAUACCGGAAGUGCUGCCAUCUAUGGUCUUCGUGGUAAGAAAGACGUUUCCGUUUUUAUCUUGUUCCCUAAGGGACGUAUUUCUCCUAUCCAAGAGGCCCAAAUGACCAGUGUGUUGGACAAGAAUGUCCACAAUGUCAUUGUAGACGGUGUCUUUGAUGACUGUCAGGACAUUGUAAAGCAAGUAUUUGGUGAUGUUGAGUUUAACAAGAAGCAUCACAUUGGUGCUGUAAACUCAAUUAACUGGGCUCGUAUCCUUUCUCAAAUCACUUACUACGUCUAUGCUUAUCUUUUGACUGUGAAAGCUGGUAAGGCUGACCAGGUUCGUUUCGUUGUUCCUACCGGUAACUUUGGCGAUAUUUUGGCUGGUUAUUAUGCCAAGCGUAUGGGUGUCCCCGCUGACAAGCUUGUUAUCGCUACUAACGAGAAUGAUAUCCUUAACCGUUUCUUCAAGUCCGGUCGUUACGAAAAGGUUGAUUCUAGCGUAGCUCCUGCUAAUUCAUCUGCUUCUGCCAAGGAAACCUAUUCUCCUGCUAUGGAUAUCUUGGUUUCAUCAAAUUUUGAGCGUUAUUUGUGGUAUUUGGCAUUGACUUGUGAAGCUCCUAACCAUACCCACGCCGAGGCCUCUGAAAUCUUGGCUAAGUGGAUGUCAGAGUUCAAGCAAAAUGGCUCUGUUGCUGUCCGUCCCGAAGUUUUGGAGACUGCUCGUCGUGACUUCAUUAGUGAACGUGUUAGUAACGACGAAACCAUUGCUUCCAUCAAAAGUAUUUACGAGACCGAGCAGUAUGUCAUUGAUCCCCAUACAGCCGUUGGUAUUGAAACUGGUUUGCGUUGCUUAAAGGCUUCUCCUAACGUAACCUAUAUCUGUUUGUCCACUGCUCAUCCCGCCAAAUUUGACAAUGCUGUAAAUCUUGCUCUUAAGUCUUUCCCAGGAUACGACUUUAACAAACAGGUUUUGCCUGUUGAAUUCCAUGGUCUUAUGGAUGCUGAGCGUCGUUCCGUAGAAUUCGGCAAGCCAAACAUUGAACGUCUUGAACAACUUAUCGAAACCACCCUCGAUGAGGAAAAGAAUUAACCGAAAAGGUUUUUAAUCGACUCAAAAACCAAUAUACCUCUAUUGCUAGAACGUUCCUUUUUGUGUUUAAUAUGUUAAUUUGUUAGAGUUUUGGUACAUCAUGAGAAAAUAAAAGAUUUAAUAGUUGAGGAUUAGGCGCACUACUAUGUUAAAGAAGUAAUAAGUGGAUGAAAACAAGUAGGAAAAGAUGAUUAUUUCGUAUACAUUCGUGAGGAAUAAAACGAAGAUGAUCGUUUCUUUACGAAUAUUAACAUAAAU
This is a messenger RNA of Schizosaccharomyces octosporus yFS286, 2050 nucleotides long. RefSeq names its product threonine synthase. Gene Ontology annotation, biological process: L-threonine biosynthetic process. The transcript is spliced from 2 exons. The coding region runs from base 254 to 1792 and encodes 512 amino acids. Lineage: Eukaryota; Fungi; Ascomycota; Schizosaccharomycetes; Schizosaccharomycetales; Schizosaccharomycetaceae. Gene Ontology annotation, molecular function: pyridoxal phosphate binding; threonine synthase activity. The record is from RefSeq and is a predicted model, not a curated record.